AUGAUGUCGUACCUUAUCCUUCUUGCUUGCAUGAGCAAGUCUUCUAUCGAGGACUGGGAUGCAAGUGCACGUGUUUUCGUAUGGGAUGUGGCUGGUAAGCGAUAUUUCGACUUCCUUGCUGCAUAUUCGGCUGUUAACCAGGGUCAUUGUCAUCCUCGUAUCGUCGCGGCCGCCGUAAACCAGCUGCAGCAACUCAGCUUGACGUCGCGCGCUUUCUUCAACGACGUCCUCGGCGAGUACGAGGAGUUCUUGGUGAAGAAGUUCAAAUACGAGAAAGUGCUGCCGAUGAACACCGGUGUUGAGGCUUGCGAUUCGGCCGUAAAGCUUGCACGUCGAUGGGCAUACGAUGUGAAAAAGGUACCAAACAACCAAGCCAAGGUUGUAUUCGCAAAUGAAAAUUUUUGGGGUCGUUCGAUCGCUGCCGUUUCAGCGUCCACAGAUCCUGAAUCGUACGGCGGAUUCGGACCGUUUGUACCAAUGUUCGAAAAAAUUCCUUACAAUGACUUGAAAAGCCUGGAGAAGGGCAUUUCCGAUCCGAACACGGCUGCCUUUAUGGUUGAACCGAUUCAGGGUGAAGCUGGCGUAGUUGUACCAGACGAUGGAUACUUGAAGGGUGUUGCUGAGUUAUGCAAGAAGCACAAUGUGCUUUUCAUUGCUGAUGAAGUUCAAUCCGGAUUGGGGAGAACUGGAGAAUUGCUGGCUCACUAUUACGAGGGUGUUCGUCCAGACAUUGUGAUUCUCGGCAAGGCACUUUCAGGUGGUGUCUAUCCGGCAUCCGCUGUGCUAUGUGAUGACCACAUUAUGUUGAAUAUAAAGCCGGGUCAACAUGGCUCCACCUACGGAGGAAAUCCCGUCGCAUGUCGUGUUGCGAUUGAAGCCCUUAAGGUGAUUGACGACGAGCGCCUCGUAGAGAAUUCGGCGGCUAUGGGCAAAAUCCUGAUGGCGAAAUUGAAGACGCUACCGAAGGACGUGGUAUCCGUUGUGCGUGGACGUGGCCUAUUCUGCGCUGUCGUUAUUAAUCCUAGUAUGAUUUUCAUUGUACUAUAUUUUAUAGCGUAUUCAUAA
Molecule: messenger RNA, 1065 nt
Organism: Angiostrongylus costaricensis
Lineage: Eukaryota; Metazoa; Nematoda; Chromadorea; Rhabditida; Metastrongylidae
Source: the annotation of a GenBank genome assembly